Molecule: messenger RNA, 501 nt
Organism: Orbilia oligospora ATCC 24927
Lineage: Eukaryota; Fungi; Ascomycota; Orbiliomycetes; Orbiliales; Orbiliaceae
Exons: 2
Coding region: 1-501 (166 amino acids)
Source: RefSeq, a predicted model, not a curated record
AUGCAAUUCACAUACCUCACCCUCACUUUCUUCACCGCUCUCGCAGCGGCGGUUGUAAUCCCCCCACCACAACCAACUCCAAGAUCUACUACCCGUAUAACCACAAAGUGGACGCCAACUACCAAAUGGACUCAAACCACUAAACUCCCAACCCGCACCACAACCACAACCCCAAAAACCACCAAAAAGCCACAAUGCACAAUAUCCCUCUGCUACGACGGCGUAAACGAAUGUGGGAUGAUGUAUGGCGGUUGUUUCGCCGCCUGUCCCGACUCUCCAACCCCCACAUUCGUCCCACCGCCUUGCCCGACAACUACUCAGUGCGAUAUUCACCUUUGUGUGGAUAGUGUGAACGAAUGUGGGAUGAUGUAUGGUGGUUGUUUCCCUGCUUGUCCCGGUUUGCCGACUCCUACGUUUACACCGCCGCCGUGUCCUACUCAUAUUGGUGGUGGGGGGCCGCCGAUUGUUACUCGGUUGCCGACUUCGAGGGGGAGGGUUUAG